Nematolebias whitei (Rio pearlfish) is the source of this 4820-nucleotide messenger RNA. Its product is annotated as cadherin-23. Bases 1 to 4695 code for a protein of 1564 amino acids. NCBI's taxonomy places the organism in Eukaryota, Metazoa, Chordata, Actinopteri, Cyprinodontiformes, Rivulidae. The transcript has 28 exons. Gene Ontology annotation, biological process: homophilic cell-cell adhesion. Gene Ontology annotation, molecular function: calcium ion binding. Gene Ontology annotation, cellular component: plasma membrane. The record is from RefSeq and is a predicted model, not a curated record.
AUGAAGCACGUGGUUGUGAACAGACAGGAGGGCUUUCUGAGCUCCCUGCGUUUGUUUUCUGCUCCAUCUUGUGCUGCAGGUGAUGUGGAGGUGCUGGACGGUGUUGAACCUGACAACUCUCUCAUGUUAGAGCCCUACAUCUUCCCUGAGCACCUGGACUUUCUGGAGUUGAGCUUUACUCCUGGUGACACCAGCGCGACCGUUCGCACCAAGAAAGCCCUGGAUGCAGACGUCCUGGCCUCGACGAACAACGUCUUGUACUACGCUGUCAGGUGUCGGUCUCUUUUUGAGUAUGACAACAAACGCAAACUGAGAGUCAAUGAUAUCAACGACAACAGGCCGGUGUUUCAGCAGAAGCAUUACUCCAUCAGUCUCUCGGAGACUGUGGCUGUUAACACCGAGGUGCUUCGAGUGACAGCUGUGGACGCAGACAGCACCCCAGAGAACAACAGGCUGACAUAUUCUUACGAGCCACAAUCAGAGUAUUUCACUUUGACGAACACGGGAGCGUUUACGCUGAUGAGACGUCUGAACUACAACUUAGUUUCAAAGUACAGCUUUGUGGUGACUGCCAGAGAUAAAGACGGGCACAACGACACGGCCUCUGUGGAGGUAACCGUGGAGGACUUUGACAACCUGAAUCCAUAUUUCAGCCACACUCUCUAUCAGGCUUUUAUUCUGGAGAACCAGGGAGGAGAACUAAGUAAAAUAGAACCAGAGGCAAUAAAAGCCCAGGAUGGAGACACUGGGAUCAACACGACGGUCGCAUACAGCAUCAGCUCUGUCAUCCCAGCAGAGUACCAGAGAAACUUCGCCAUCGACCCUGACAGCGGAGUUCUGUCUGUAGUGACCGCCAUGGACAGGGAGGAGAUGACCAGCGAUGUGGUCACCGUUAACAUCCAGGCUGCACAAACAGAUGACCCCCUGAAGACAGCGGAUGCUGUGGUGUCCGUCACAGUGGAGGAUGUGAACGAUAACCCUCCAGAGUUUGAUCAGUCUGACUACUCUGUAUCUCUCCUGGAAAACUCUCCCGUUGGCGUUGUUCUGUUGAAAGCUGCUGUCACUGAUCUGGACCAGGGAGGAUUUGUGGGAACCCUGCAGAUUCUUCCAGAAUCAGCUCCUUUCUCCAUCAGCUCUGAUGGGACAGUCAGAGUAAAGAACUCCACAGUUCUGGACAGAGAGGCCACAGAGACCAUUACAUUUCAGAUUGAAGCAAAGGAGGCGGACUCCCCCAACCGUGCCGUAGCAGCAGGAGUCACGGUGACCCUCCUGGAUGAAAACGACAACAGUCCUGUGUUCACCAGCAGCAAGUAUGAAGGGAAGGUGUUUGUCAAUCAAACAGAAGGAAUGCUGCUCUUACAGGUUGAGGCUGAAGAUCCAGACGAUGGUGCCAAUGGCAAGAUCAAAUACUCCAUUAACCUGGGAAACAGUGAAGGAUACUUCUCGAUGGAUGAAGAAACUGGAGAGAUCUCCUUGGCUAAAAUCAUUCCCUUGGAGGAAAACAGGAUUCUGGAGUUCCCUCUCUACAUAGCAGCCAGCGAUGGGGGUGUCAUAUCCCGUUCCACCUUAGCACAGGUGACCAUUCAUGCUCCUGGUCACUCAAAUCCUCAGUUCUUACAAGAAGUCUACCAGUGCACUGUGGAGGAGGAGCAGGAACCAGGACUUAUGAUUCUGAGGGUUAACUUCCUCGCGCUCUCGCCUGACACCGUGACUCUCAAAGUUCUGUCAGAAGCUGACAAGUUCUCCAUUUCCUCCACUGGUCAACUCUCUACCAGUGCAAAGUUAGACUAUGACGAAGGCCCUCAGAACUAUUCUGUGAGAGUCUCCAUCACUGAUGGUGUCACCAGUGACAAUGCAGUUGUGAAGGUUCAGGUCACUGACAUCAAUGACAACAGUCCUGUUUUCACCUCCAGUUCUGUAACACAGUCCGUUCUGGAGGACACAGAGAUUGGAUCAAACAUUACCCAACUUUCAGCCACAGACAAAGACAGUGGCUUCAACAAGGAGAUCAGAUACUCACUGAGAGGGGGAGAGGGGAGGUUCGCUGUCGAUCCUGUGUCCGGGAUGGUAAGUUUAGCUGCUGAGCUCGACAGGGAGACUACAGCUGAGUACAACCUGCUGGUGGUGGCUGAAGAUCAGGGUCGUCCAGCCAAAUCUGCCAGCGCCUCACUGCAGGUCCAGGUGUCAGACAUCAACGAUAACGUCCCAAAGUUCUCUGAGGAACAGUAUCAGGUGGAAGUCUUGGAAACAAAGCCUGUGGACUCAGUCUUGCUCACAUUAUCUGCUGUAGAUCCUGAUGAAGAUGUGAAUGGACAAAUCACUUACAGUAUUUUCCUGCAAAGUCCCUCAUCAGAGCCUGCAGUUUUUGAACUGGACUCCUCCAGUGGGAUUCUGCGUCUGGUCCAGCCUCUGGACUACAGUGAGGUCAGCAUGUACACUCUGUGGGUUCAGGCCUCUGAUGGUGGGUCUCCCUCUCUUACUGGGAACAGCUCUGUGGUGGUGAAGGUGAAGGAUGUGAACAAUAACCCCCCAGAGUUCAGUGAGGAAAGCUACCAUGAAGCUGUUUCUGAGAACCUGGCCAGCGGCGCGUCCAUCCUCAGCCUGGAGGUCACUGACAGAGACGAGGGUGGAUUCUCCAAUGGUUACUUCCUGUACACGAGUGAUAUGUUUGAUAUUAACAAACAAGGUGUUGUCUCACUGAAGAAAAGUGCUACUUUGGACAGAGAGACAAAGGACAGCUACUUGUUUCAGGUUGUGGCGGUGGAUCAGGACCCUGACGGUUUGAGCGCCACAGCUCAGAUCAACAUCACCGUCCUGGACUACAACGACAACAGCCCCCAGUUCCCGAGCAUCCCUGACCCCCUGCAGAUCACUGAGGGCGACUACUCAGAGGAAAACCCAGGAGAAAUUUUCACCAUCGUGCCCACAGACGCUGACAUCGGCUCCAACGGAGAAGUCACACUCCUCCUCGCCUCCCCACACUCACUCUUCUGUUUCAGAGAGGAUGGCACGUUGCUGGCUGUUGGUCCUCUGGAUCGAGAGAGCAGAGAAACUUACGACCUGAUCGUUAGAGCUUCAGACAAAGGCAGCCCGCAGAGACAGAACGUCACCACCAUCAGAGUGAACCUCAUCGACGUUAAUGACAACAGACCUGAGUUCAGCUCCAGCAGCUACGACAGCAGCAUCCUGCUAAAAGACGCUGAGGAGGGGAAGCAGCUGUUGACGCUGAGCGCCACCGACCGAGACGUGGGGAACAACUCGCUCAUCAGAUACAGUUUCUCUGGGGGACAGUCUCCAUAUGUGGCUUUAAACAGUGAGACUGGAGAUGUGACGCUGACCUCAGACCUUGCAGAUGUGACAGAAGACACCACACUGGUCCUGACAGCCGUGGCCACAGACCAUGGCAGCCCCCCGCUCAACUCCACGGCUCGUGUGGUGGUGAAUCUGAGGGUCGCCAGUCUGGUGGAGGGCGUGGCCUUCCAAAGCUCCACCUACAACUUCAGCCUGUCCGAGAACGAGCCCAAGGGGGUGAGGGUGGGGACGGUCAGGGCCUCCUCGGGAAGCACGCUGUACUCUGUCUCCUACUUGCUGAAGACGCACACUGACCAGUUCUCCAUCAGCAGCGACGGCACCAUCCUAACCUUAGAACAGCUAGACAAGGAGCAGCAGGAGUGGUACAUCCUGGACGUGGAAGCUGUGGACACACGGACACCCCCAACAACAGCCAUAGCAAUGGUCAGAGUCCAGGUGGAGGAUGUGAACGAGCCUCCGGAGUUUUCCUCAAAGGAAUAUGAAGCCUCAGUGUUCAGCAUCGCCCCCUACAAGACUCCCGUCAUCCAAGUCAAGGCUUCAGACCCUGAUGUUGGAGACAGCAGCCAGUUGGUCUACAGUCUGUCAGCUGAUGGUUCUAAUUUUGACGUGGAUCCAGCCUCAGGUCUGGUGUACGUGGUGUCAGCAGGAGGUCUGAGUGGGGAAACGGUUAAGUUGGAGGUGAAGGCCACAGACUCCAGAAAGCUUCAUGCAACAGCCACGGUGAAGGUUGAGGUUAAGGGGGGUGCGAGCAGCAGCGACGUGACGAUCAUCUCUCUGAAUCAGCCGGCUAACGUUGUGGAAAAGAAGAUUCCAGAUCUGGAGAAGUCUUUGCUCAAAGUUCUGGGCUGGACCGUGAACGUCAUCCAAGUGUCCAGCUCAAACGAAGGACCCACCGACUCCCGAACGUUGAGGGGGUCCGUGAAGACUUUGGUCAGCUUUAUUGCUCUUGAUAAAGGUGAAGCUGUUCCUUCUGAGGAAGUCAUAAAGAAACUGCAGAGCGAGUCAGCUGCUGUGAAGGCAGAGUUGGCUCUGGUAUUUGGAGAAGGGCUUCAUUUUGACAUAGAGACACGACCUCAAAGCUCCACCAUGAACCAGGCUGCAGUCAUUGCUCUGGGCGUUUUGUUGGGCCUGAGCAUCCUGGGACUGAUUGUUUCUGUUGUCUUCAUCAUCAGGUUCAAGAAGAACAAGAAACAUAGAGCUUCUGACAAAGAGAGCUUUAAUUUGGACCAGCAGGCUGAAGAUUACACGAAAUGGUCCAAGAAGAACUCUGAAACUUUUCUGCAGGGUCCUGCAGCACAGAGAAGAGACAACGAGACAGCUGAGCGAGACAAACGAGACAUGGAGUGGACAAUGAAUGCAGACAGAGACAGUGUGAAGUUUUAGGAGCGCAGGAAGAGCAACGGUGAUGAACGCUGUCAAGCUGUGUCGACAACCAGAACCAUGAUCCACCUUGGUCAUUAGAAUAAUCAUUCUAAAGAGACUAAUCAGAGCUUUAUCACAUUCAUACA